Molecule: messenger RNA, 4525 nt
Organism: Cryptomeria japonica (Japanese cedar)
Lineage: Eukaryota; Viridiplantae; Streptophyta; Pinopsida; Cupressales; Cupressaceae
Exons: 20
Coding region: 1701-4136 (811 amino acids)
Source: RefSeq, a predicted model, not a curated record
GGAAGUUAUCUACCUUGGUUUAAAAAACAGGAAAAAAUCAAGUAACCCCAAUCUCAACUGUACGAGGUCUUAGCUUUCAGCCGCCCCAUGUGAGCCCACCGCUUAAAAAUUCACUAAGCUUGAGCAGCCCUUAGGCACCCGCAUUGCAUACUAUUUCAAGGCCAUAAAUGCUUCAGCCCCUAUUUGCAGCGGCCGUACAACUCGGCCUCUGUUGCAAUCAUACAGCGCAACAAACAAGAGAGGAAAAAGAAAAACACUAACAAUAAUAACAACGAGACUAAGCACAUCACGGGUCACGAGUUCGAAUCAGUGUUACUGUCAAAGUUUGUUACACCCUCUAAAUCCAUGGCCUGAAGGUCAAGGAAUCUGCAGAGAAAGCACUUUAACUGCGCUCUUUUUAAACAGUCUGAAUGCGUCUGUAGGAAGCUGAAUUGCACCAGAAACUGGGACUUGAACCAGCGACCUGGUCGAAGACAAUACCGCCUUGAGAAAGAGACACGACAGAUAAUUUUAUAGGGAUAUAUGCAGAGCACAUAUUUUGUGUGUAUAACAGGGCUGUUAUACGAGGCUAGUGGAAUUUUGUAUUGCACGGGAAUUCAUCGGUUUUAUGAAAUUCAGAGGACACAGGAUUUAAAUCACGGUUGAACGAUGGGUAAAAAGUUGAGGAUUUUCAUGCUUGGAAGGUUCCAAAGGGGAAAACGUGAGGGCAGAUUUUUGUUCUAAAGCGAAUGAAGUUGCUAGUGUACUUUCAAGAUCAGAAUCCAAGGUAACAGAUAGGUUAUGAGCUGCAGGAGGGAAGGAGAUGUUUGGUUUUGAAUUUUGGGGCAUACAGAGUUUCUUUGGCCUGCAGAAUUGGCAGAAGGGAUGAUGUAUUGAAGUCUUUAUGAAGAAGCAGUGUAGAAGUUGUCGAGGUUUUUAUACAAGGUGUACCUUCAGGGAAACAAAGUUUGGUGUUGGUGUUGGUUAAUAUAUUAGGUGCAGAAUUCGCAGGCAUUUUUUGGUGGAAAAGUCUGAUUUAUAAGGUCAUUUUGAAGAGCAGAGAAUUUAAUGCUUAUAGAUUUGGAAGAGGAGAGGAUUUUUUCACUGAUUUUGCGUUUGAGACUUUCUCUGGAUAUUUGAGAAUGAUUUGAUUGUGCCACUGAAUUUCAGUUGUUGGAACUGCAGUUGACUGGACAAAAAAAAUACAUAUUGCAGAAACUCUAAAUUCCAUUUAUGAAAACUGGAGCUUGUUUUUGGGUGCAAAAUGCUUUAAAUUCCUUAAAUUGGGGAUCACAAUAAGUGUCUCGUUUUUGGGUGCAAAGUAUGGUUAAUUCUUUAAACGGUAUAUAGCAAUAGCUGUAUCUCAUAUUUUUGGAUAGAUAAAUGGGAAUGCUUACCCUUGGUUGUAACUUCUAAGUUGUAGUGGUCAGGUUUACUUCUUUGAAGCUUCAAUCUAGAGGUGGCCAGAAAACAUUUUCAUUUACCAAAAUUAACAGGGCAAGAAUAAAGGGAGAAGUUCACUGUACCUGGAUGGCCUGGACGAAUUGUGUAGCUUUGAUAAUUUUAGAGAAUUUGCUAGAAUUUAUGCAUGGUGAUACAGUACAGACUGGCUAGCAGCUUUCCAGUUAAGGCUAAUUUCUUCUGCAUUUUAUUUUCUCAGAAGAUAUUGGAAUUCUAAGUUAAAAUUCCAUCUAGGAGCAGGAAGAGGUAGGGACAGAUACAUGAUAGAUGAUAUUAUAAUGGAAGAGUCAGAUGCAGGAAUGGAUCAGACUUUAGGUUCAAUACUGACUCAGACUACUGAAGAGGUAGCUAGAGCUGCAAUGGUAGCAGCACAAAGUGUCCGACCUAGUCCUUCAAUAGUUGUUUCUGCAAAGCAACAACAUAACCAUAAUUUGCAGAAAUGGAAGCGACAGUUGCAGAAAGUUUGGAAAUGGGGCUUGCAUUCCCGGGAAUCUGAUUGGCAGUCAUCAUUUAAUCCAGAAUUAUUAACAACUCAGAAGCGCCAGUGGUAUGCAUUACACUUACAGGCCUUGGAACGUAAACAACAUCAAGAACCACAUUGCUUGUUUGAACAUUUUCUUGUUGUUGGAUUGCAUUCAAAUACAAAUGUUCAGGCAACUGAGGCUGCAUUUGCAAAAAGGAAGACAUGGGAGACAGAAAUGUCAAAGACAACAAGACUAGGUGAUGGAAGAAGACAACCAUAUCGUGGUCCUCCCUUGCCCACAUUAGAACCUCAGAUUCUUUUUAAGUAUCCACCAGGGAAGAGGUUAGCUAUGAGGAGCAAGGAUCUACCCGCAUUCUGUUUUCCUGGAGGUGUUAAGGCCCGCUUAAUGGAAAGAACACCAUCAAUGAGUGACCUUAAUGAAGUUGUAUAUGGUCAGGAUCACCUCAAUCGAGACGAUUUAGCCUUUGUUUUUUCACUUAAGGUUGCAGACAAUGCACCACUAUAUGGAAUCUGUGUUUAUGUGCAAGAAAUUGUUCAAAGGCCACCUGGUAUCCUUGCUAUGAACUCGGCAACGCCUGACAACUUUUCAUCUGUUAGCCGCUUCUUGGUUUCUGCACCACGUUGUUAUUGUAUUCUCACCAAAUUACCCUUUUUUGAACUACACUUUGAAGUGUUGAACAGCAUCAUUGCCCAGGAGCGUCUGGAGAGGAUAACACAGUUUGUCAACGAGAUGACAUUGACAGAUUAUGUGCCUCCUAUGGUAAAAGUGCGUGAAAGAGCAAAUGGGAAGACUUCCUCUCCAAUAGAUUCUGAUCCAGAUGAUUGGAUGGCUAGUGCAAUUCCUGUUGAUAGUGUAUUUGGGGCUACUGCAGCAGCAGCUGGUCUUAUUUCUGAAAGCAAAGUGAGCUCAUUUUCAUCAAGAGCAUCUGACCCUCCAUCUCCUGAAAGUGCGGUUACCAGUGAAGCUUCAGAUUUCAACCAAGGGAGGGAAUGGGAUAGAGAUUUUAAACAUACUGCAAGUGUUGGUGAUGAUAAUAUAUCAGAAACAUCAGAAGUUUGUGAUAGCUUUGACAGGGUACACGAUGGUGUUGGAAAUGGACAACAUACCCCUGAAAUUCGAACAUCAUCAUUGGGUCGUCCAAUCGAGCGUACUGCAAGUUGUGAAUCCAUCUAUAGUUCAAUACGUAGUAUUGAUUCAGAUGAUGAUGAUGUUGAUGAAGCUUCUAUUGGGCAAGAAAAUGGUUAUGGGACUGAUGGAAUUAUGGAAUGGGCUAAGAACCACAACAAUGAGUUGUUGCAGAUAAUUUGUGGUUACCAUUCUCAUCCCUUACCAUCAAGAGGAACAGAUAUUGCAUUUCAACCUCUUGACCAUUUACCAGAAUUGAAGUAUCAUCGACCUGGAGAGUCAACCUUGAAACUGAUGGGUGGGAGAAUAUCACAAGUCCGGUCCCACAGAACGAGUUUGGAGGUAGCUGAGGUAAAUGCAGCAUUGUCUGCUGGGGAGGAAGCACUUGCGUUGUCUCCAUGGACAAUUGCCACAGUGUGCAGAGUACUCUCACUUGAAAGUGUACUGGCUUUACUUGCUGGAGCAUUGUUAGAGAAGCAGGUGGUUGUCAUAUGUCCAAACCUGGGCAUUCUAGCUGCUGUUGUCCUUUCACUCAUUCCCUUGAUUCGCCCAUUUGAAUGGCAGAGCUUAUUGCUUCCUGUUUUACCGAAAAAGAUGCUCGACUUCUUGGAUGCUCCUGUUCCAUAUAUUGUUGGUGUUCAACACAAGCCAAAUGAUGUGAGGCCUAAAGUUUCAAAUCUUGUACGCGUGAAUGUAUACAAAGACCAGGUAAAGACAGGCUCAAUGCCAUUAUUGCCUCGCCAGAAAGAGUUAGCAUCAGCAUUAGAACCUAUUCAUGCAAAACUGGCAAUGGAGAAUGAGUCGGCAGGAAGACACCCUGUGUACAAGUGCAAUGAAGUGCAGGCAAAGGCAGCUGAAGAUUUUCUUGCAAUUCUUAGAACCUAUUUAGAGUCAUUUUGCUCAGAUUUACGUUCUCAUACGAUUACAAAUGUGCAAUCAAAUAAUGAUAGGGUUUCUCUUCUUCUAAAGGAUAGUUUCAUAGAUUCUUUUCCUAGCAGAGAUCAACCGUUUAUAAAGCUUCUAGUUGAGACGCAGCUUUUCUCAGGGUUGACAGAUGCUGCACUUUCAAGCUAUGAAAGUGACUAAAGACAAGGUUUUGCCACAACUAUGUACAUUAGUUUUCAAUGCUAUUUCCUUACGAAGUGGGAGGACAACUAGGCAGUUCAAUGCCCAACAAUGUAUUGAAUAUAUUCCCCUAAUUGAUCUUGUAUACUUGGUUUAGGAAUUGGUCUCUUCGAUACUUGUAACUGGCUCUCCCAGAAAGUAGGGUUCCGUCAGUGAAGUAUUUGUAUGACUGAUGAAAUGUGUACAUUCAUCUGAGAACAAUAUAGUGUAAUGAAAUUAUACAAAUCAGUUAGGCAAGCGCUAUAAUAUUUUUUGUAAUAGUUCAGUUCUAGCAAAUAAAAUGUUCAUGUCCAGAUGGCCCAAGUUUUGGCCAUCUAAACUCUGAAGGCAGGUGCCUUAGUUUGUCUCAA